Messenger RNA from Ricinus communis (castor bean), 2080 nucleotides. Its product is annotated as 3-ketoacyl-CoA synthase 12. Gene Ontology annotation, cellular component: membrane. The record is from RefSeq and is a predicted model, not a curated record. Bases 290 to 1717 code for a protein of 475 amino acids. Lineage: Eukaryota; Viridiplantae; Streptophyta; Magnoliopsida; Malpighiales; Euphorbiaceae. Gene Ontology annotation, molecular function: acyltransferase activity, transferring groups other than amino-acyl groups. Gene Ontology annotation, biological process: fatty acid biosynthetic process. The transcript has a single exon.
CUUGCUCUAUCUCUCACAUGCCUAAGGUGUGACUAAAGUUGAAUUUGUAAUAAAGACUGAUACGAAAAGUUACACACAAAUCAGUUGGUGGGGGUUGAGCUGAUGGAAAAACACUUCUUCUUAAGCAUAUUCACAUGUCCAACUCAUACACACCCCUUCUCCUUCUCCUUAUAAGUCUUUCAUUUCAUCAUUUUCCAUUUAAACAAAGUUUUACUUCUACACAAACACAAACUCUCUUUCUCUCUUUUUCUCUCUCUCUUUCCAACUCUUUCUUUCUUUCUUUCUUUUUAUGAUCUCUCAAAUGGAUUUGCUAAUGCUACUGUAUGGAUUCUUGAUCUUGUACUCCCUCUUCCUGCUUUUUAAGCGGGCUGGUGGGAGAAGAGAUCAAGAAUGUUACAUUCUAGACUAUGAGUGUUACAAACCAACUGAUGACAGAAAGCUUGACACUAAUUUCUGCGGAGAGCUUAUUACGAGGAACAAGAAUCUCGGUCUUAAUGAGUAUAAGUUUCUCUUGAAAGCAAUUGUAAGCUCUGGCAUUGGAGAACAAACCUACGCUCCAAGAAUGGUUUUCGACGGCCGAGAAGAAAACCCUACUUUUGAAGAUGGGAUCUUGGAGAUGGAAGAAUUCUUUCAUGAUAGCAUCGAAAAACUUCUGUCCAGGUCAGGCAUAUCUCCUCAAGAAAUUGAUGUGCUUAUAGUAAAUGUAUCAAUGUUAUCUGUAGCACCUUCUUUGUCCUCUAGAAUCAUAAAUCGCUACAAAAUGAGAGAGGAUAUCAGGUCUUUCAAUCUUACUGGGAUGGGGUGUAGUGCUAGUCUUAUAUCUGUCAAUAUUGCACAGAACAUUUUCAAGUCUCACAAGAAUGUUUGCGCACUUGUUGUGACAUCAGAGUCUCUGACUCCAAAUUGGUAUUCAGGCAAUGAUAGAUCAAUGAUUCUUGCAAAUUGUUUGUUUCGCUCUGGUGGGUGUGCGAUGCUUUUAACUAAUAAAAGAGCACUAGAGCACAAAGCUAUGUUCAAACUGAAGUGUUUAGUAAGAACACAUCAUGGAGGUAGAGAUGAGUCUUAUGAAUGUUGCCUCCAAAAAGAAGAUGAUCAAGGAAGGCCAGGUUUUCAUCUGGGGAAGUCACUCCCAAAGGCAGCGACAAGAGCUUUUGUCGACAACCUGAGGGAGAUUUCCCCAAAGAUCUUGCCAAUAAGGGAACUGCUUAGAUUCUCAAUCAUGACAUUCAUAAGAAAAUGGAGCCAAAGCCGAAAUUCAGGCAAAGGAGGAGGAGCAACAACACCAGCGCCUAGGCCAGUGAUUAAUAUGAGGACAGGAGUUGAUCAUUUCUGUAUCCAUACGGGUGGAAAAGCAGUAAUAGAUGGAAUUGGGGUGAAUCUUGAUUUGUCUGAGUAUGACUUGGAGCCAGCAAGAAUGACUCUACAUAGAUUUGGCAAUACAUCUGCAAGUAGUCUUUGGUAUGUGUUGGCAUACAUGGAAGCCAAGAAAAGGUUAAAAAAAGGUGAUAGGAUAUUGAUGAUAAGCUUUGGUGCAGGGUUUAAAUGCAACAGCUGUGUGUGGGAAGUUGUUAGAGACUUAGAAAAUAGUAAUGUGUGGAAGGAUUGCAUUGAUAGCUACCCACCAAAAACCUUGGCUAACCCAUUCAUGGAGAAGUAUGGUUGGAUAUAUAAUGAAGAUGAAAGCACCUUUGUUCUUCCUCAGUUUGAGAAAAAUUAAAACAACAAAAGAACUACAAUUGCUUCUUCAGCAAAAAGGAUUUUUAGUUAUUAUUAUUAAAAGGGUCUUUCUUUCUUUCUUUUUUUUUCUUUUGCCAAUGUUUAGUUAUCUCUUUCUCAUCCAUAGUUACCUUUUUGUUUUUCUUAGUUAUUAGAUAUUUCAAUUUUAAUUUGUAAACUAUUUUAAGUUGUUAUUUUUAUUAAUCAUUGUUAUUUCCCACUUUGUGUGGAUUUCAUAACCCAAUAAGAUGUGCUGCUUCCAGAAUGAGGAGAAGUUUGCUAUCCUAUUGGAGGGCUGUAAUUUUAAUUUUUCCCAUUUUUUCUUUUACAGAUUGAUAAUGUGGUACUGUGUUAUGGUUCUGAA